AUGUCCUCGUCCAGCGAAGCCAGUCCCGGCCACUGGAUUACCGGCAGCUAUACAGGCAAUAGUCUUGGGGUACGCAUCACAAUCGCGACCUUUGUGGGCGUCGCGUGGUACAAUGUCAUUGAACUCAUUGUACUCAUUUUCCUGACCUUUAAACGGUAUCAUGGUCCCUACUUUUGGAGUCUGUUGAUAUCCUCGGUCGGAAUCCUUCCUUACUCCGUCGGCUAUCUGAUGAAAUUCUUUGCUUUGACUUCCCAGACUUGGCUGCCUGUCACUUUGCUCACUGUGGGUUGGUGGACCAUGGUCACUGGCCAAUCAUUUGUUCUAUAUUCGCGACUGCAUUUGAUCAUCCAAAAUCCACGUAUUCUGAGUAUGGUCAAGGGAAUGAUCAUCACGAAUAUUUUCUUACUUCAUGUGCCUACUACCGUCUUGACUUUCGACGCCAAUUUCUCCGAAUCCCAAGCCUCCAUCGAUGGGUACGAUAUUAUGGAGAAAAUCCAAUUGACCGGGUUCUGUGUCCAGGAGGUUAUCAUCUCUAGUAUAUACAUGUGGGAGACCAACCGAAUGCUGAAACUGAACCCCGAUCGCGGAAGUCGCAAAACCAUCUUUCAGCUCCUCGCUGUUAACGUCGCUUGUGUUUUGAUGGAUAUCGCAUUGAUGGUUAUAGAGUUCAUGAACUUUUAUAUAUACCAAACUACACUCAAAGCGACCCUUUACAGCAUCAAGCUGAAGUUGGAAAUUGCUGUCUUGGGUAAAUUGGUCAACAUUGCCCAUCAACAUCUUUGGCAAACCUCUCGUGUCGCUGGAGGUCGUUACCCUUCCUUUGUCGAUCCCUCCCAGAUCACAUCCGAUUACAACCACGCCGACUUCAAUCACUCUGACUCUUUGCCGACAAGUCAAAGCUCAAACUUGAAAGGCCGUGCUACCGGACUCGAAGCAAUUGAUUACGAAGAGCCAUGA
Molecule: messenger RNA, 957 nt
Organism: Penicillium malachiteum
Lineage: Eukaryota; Fungi; Ascomycota; Eurotiomycetes; Eurotiales; Aspergillaceae
Exons: 1
Coding region: 1-957 (318 amino acids)
Source: RefSeq, a predicted model, not a curated record